GGAACUCUAGGCUUGGUAGACACAAGUUUCGGUUAUCAGGCACCAAAACAAUUGUGGCUUGAUGCAGCCAAAGCGAAGGGUUUGCAACUCGAAGGUACUUUCGUUCGUCGCGCAGGGAACAUUAAUAUGGAAAUGACCCUGACUAAUAAGGCAAUGCAACCCCUUUCGGGAUUCGCGAUUCAGUUCAACAGGAACUCGUUUGGAUUGGCUCCAGCUGAACCUCUCAGGGUUCCGUCUCCACUGAUGCCAAGCCAGAGCGUCAAUGUUACUCUGCGAUGUGAUACAUCAGGAGGUGUUCAGAAAAUGGAACCGCUUACCAAUUUACAGGUAUGUUUUAUUGAAACCUAG
Messenger RNA from Ostertagia ostertagi, 348 nucleotides. The record is from the annotation of a GenBank genome assembly. Lineage: Eukaryota; Metazoa; Nematoda; Chromadorea; Rhabditida; Trichostrongylidae.